This is a messenger RNA of Medioppia subpectinata, 354 nucleotides long. The record is from the annotation of a GenBank genome assembly. NCBI's taxonomy places the organism in Eukaryota, Metazoa, Arthropoda, Arachnida, Sarcoptiformes, Oppiidae.
GCCGUUUCCAUUGGGUCCGGGAUUGCCUGCAGUGCCGGCGCGACGAAUAGGCCAUCCCUACCAAAACCGUACGCCACCGAAGAGGAAGAAACCGCGGACUUCCUUCACACGAAUGCAAAUUUGCGAAUUAGAGAAGAGAUUUCACAAACAAAAAUACUUAGCCUCAGCCGAGAGGGCAUCUCUGGCCAAAACACUCAAAAUGACCGACGCUCAGGUCAAGACCUGGUNACUUCCUUCACACGAAUGCAAAUUUGCGAAUUAGAGAAGAGAUUUCACAAACAAAAAUACUUAGCCUCAGCCGAGAGGGCAUCUCUGGCCAAAACACUCAAAAUGACCGACGCUCAGGUCAAGACC